GUUGAUAUCUCUCGAUAACUGCAACAUCUAUUGAAAUAUUCCUAUUUCAAGAAUUUCAUUGCAUUGACAUAAAUAUUUCGUGAUAAUUCAGAAUUGCUUUGUGUAUUUAACGAAAAACAAAUAUUGCGAUUACAGGAAAUUACUUAUAGUGCAUCGUUUACAUCAUAACUAAUCCCGAUUGGGUGUCUAACCGUCACUAAUUGAUAAGAAUCUGAGUAUAUAAAGACCUGCACUGCAGUAGGCAAAUCAUUCAGUUUGAUUAUACAUUACAAAAAUAUACUAUAACACAACCCACAAAAUCAGCUAAAUAUGAAAUCCUCUAUCGUUUGCUGCAUCCUGGCGACAAUACUGCUCAGUCUGUGCGUUUUCAGUGCGGACGCGGGUUUACGUAAACCCAAGCAGCUCACACCGGAGUUGGCAGCGAAGUUCGAAGUUUUGACCGCUUGGAUUGCUUAUCGUCUCAAUUUGAAACACGCCAAGGAAGCUUGUGUGGGAGAAUAUGGUUUUACGGAUCAGCUCGCCACCAAUUUGGUCAAAAUAAGGGUGGCGAAUCCAAGUGAUCGGGAGAAGUGCUACGUGAAUUGUCUCUACAAUAAAUUAGUAUUCUAUAAGGACAACGCCAUCAACAAACAGGCCAUGAAGGAGUCGCUGUAUGAAAUUGUGGGAGAACAGCGUUUAUUGGAUAUUGUUAAUGGUUGUCUGAGUGCUGGCGGCACCAACGCAUGUGAUAAGGUGUACAAGUUCCAUGCUUGCGCCUCACCGGAAUUCGAUAAAGUACGCAGUGAUAUAUUCUUGCCUGAUGAAUAAUAAGUUCGCAUGGAGAUAGACGUGAGCUGGAAAAGUUUCGUUGGAGAGAGGAGAGUACACAAAACCAUAAUUUGUUCGUUUACUUAUAAAAUAUUUUAGAUAUUGUAGUUAAAUUAAAAGUAAUACAAAUUAGUAAUUAAAUGCCAAA
Bactrocera oleae (olive fruit fly) is the source of this 955-nucleotide messenger RNA. RefSeq names its product general odorant-binding protein 56a. NCBI's taxonomy places the organism in Eukaryota, Metazoa, Arthropoda, Insecta, Diptera, Tephritidae. Gene Ontology annotation, molecular function: odorant binding. The record is from RefSeq and is a predicted model, not a curated record.